Molecule: messenger RNA, 949 nt
Organism: Xiphophorus couchianus (Monterrey platyfish)
Lineage: Eukaryota; Metazoa; Chordata; Actinopteri; Cyprinodontiformes; Poeciliidae
Gene: tal2
Product: T-cell acute lymphocytic leukemia 2
Exons: 3
Coding region: 282-620 (112 amino acids)
Biological process (GO): regulation of transcription by RNA polymerase II
Molecular function (GO): RNA polymerase II cis-regulatory region sequence-specific DNA binding; protein dimerization activity; DNA-binding transcription factor activity, RNA polymerase II-specific
Source: RefSeq, a predicted model, not a curated record
CACUCACAGAGCGCUAUAAAAAGCAGAAGUGCUCAGUGUUCGGCAGGUAAACAUGGAUGCUAACGGUGGAGCAUAGCUUACGAUUUUGAUGUUGUUGUCCGACCGGAGCAGCACUUUAACAACUUAAUCCUCAUUCUAGUCCGCCAUGGUUGUUGUUUUUCUUCUUUCCGCUUUGAGGAUGAGGAGGCUCUGCUGAGCGCAGCCUCGACCAAGGACUCCCAGACCUGCGGACAAAAGCCCUGCCUUCUGAGAUUUCUGCACAUUUCUACACAAACAGCAUCAUGACCAGGAAGGUGUUCACCAACACCAGGGAGCGCUGGCGCCAGCACAACGUCAACACGGCCUUCGCAGAGCUCCGUAAGCUCAUCCCCACCCAUCCUCCGGAGAAGAAGCUGAGCAAGAACGAGAUCCUGCGCCUGGCCAUGCGCUACAUCAACUUCCUGGUGCAGCUGCUGGAGAGCCAGAGCGGCCAGCCGGCCGGCCACUCCUCCACCGCCCUGCUCAGCUUCCUGAGGGGCAACAUGGAGCGGCUGCACUCGCCUCCCCGAACCUGGACCGCCACCAGCGACACCGAGGCGCCAUCACCAGGAUCCAGGAGUGACAGCUCCGAGGCCUGGUAGACGAGAAGAACAUGGAGGACUUUUCAAACUGUUUUUUUUAACGGGAGAAUAAAAACUCGUUGUGUUGUGGAAGACGAGAAACGUCCCUCCUGCGACGCUGAUUAUUUAUAAAAUGUAAUUUCCAGGAGCAAUUUAUACGUUUUCUGCAUGGAAGUGUCCCACGUUCCCUUCGUGUCUCCAUGUUUGCAUCCCUUGUUGCUGGAACUGAUUUAAUUUCGCAAGAAUUCCUGGUUUUCCAAUGAGGAAAAUGGAGGAUUAUGGAUUUUCUUAUUCUGACUUAGAUUAAAUGAGCAACAGAUGAAGGCUCAGAUACGUCUCCACACUGCAAA